Messenger RNA from Striga hermonthica, 591 nucleotides. The record is from the annotation of a GenBank genome assembly. Lineage: Eukaryota; Viridiplantae; Streptophyta; Magnoliopsida; Lamiales; Orobanchaceae.
AUGGUUCGAUUCAUAGUAUUGAUGCUACUACUAGCGAUAUAUCCGUGCUCUUCGACUUCUGGAAGUGACGACACCAAUAAUGACUAUGUUCGAGACGUUUGCAGUGUGACACGUUAUCCAGAUCUCUGCAUUCACUCUCUGUCCUCUUUCUCAAAAACAGCGGGACAAAGCCCUAGCCGGUGGGCUCGGGCCAGUGUGUCGGUUACGAUAGGCGAAGCCAAGAAGGUCGCACUAUACUUGUCGACAUUGAGUAGAAGCAAUUGGGCGAUGAGGGGAAGGAACAAAGUUGCCUUGUCCGACUGCAUUGAGUGUUUUGGAGACGCGCUCGAUAACUUGCACAAGUCACUUUAUGUGCUUCGGAAGCUUAGCGUUCGGGAGUUCGGUAGCCAAGUGGAUGAUGUUGCUACUUGGGUUAGCUCGGCUCUCACGGACGAGGACACUUGCGUGGAUGGGUUUAUCGAGGGAGGGAAAGGAAAACGGGUUAGGUCAAUCGUGAAUCGGGUUUCGAAUGUCACGUACAUGACGAGUAACGCGCUAGCGCUUAUCGACAAACUCGCCACUGCUGGCCCAAGGUGCCUCGUAGAUGAUUAG